GCCAGGCGCGCAGUGUCGGGGCCCCGACUGGCAGCGUGGCGAGAUGGCCGCGGAUUCGCGCGCCAAGGCGGCCACUCUGGACCUGAGGCGCCGGCUGCUCAGCUCUUCCUGCAGACUCUUUUUUCCUGAAGAUCCUGUUAAGAUUAUCCGAGGCCAAGGGCAGUACCUGUAUGAUGAGCAAGGGCGAGAGUUCCUGGACUGUAUCAAUAACGUGGCUCAUGUUGGGCACUGCCACCCCGUCGUGGUCCAAGCCGCACAUGAGCAGAACCUGGUGCUCAACACCAACAGCCGAUACCUGCACGACAACAUCGUGGACUAUGCCCAGAGGCUGUCGGAGACCCUGCCGGAGGAGCUCUCUGUGUUUUAUUUCCUGAAUUCUGGGUCAGAAGCUAACGACCUGGCCUUGAGACUGGCUCGCCAGUACACGGGACACCAGGAUGUGGUAGUAUUGGACCAUGCUUACCACGGUCACCUGAGCUCCUUGAUCGACAUCAGUCCCUACAAGUUCCGGGACCUGGAUGGCCAGAAGGAAUGGGUCCAUGUGGCUCCUCUCCCAGACACCUACCGGGGCCCUUAUCGAGAAGACCACCCCAAUCCAGCAGAGGCCUAUGCCAGUGAGGUGAAGCAUGUGAUCAACACUGCACAGGAGAAAGGCAGGAAGAUCGCAGCCUUCUUCGCCGAGUCCCUGCCCAGUGUGGGUGGGCAGAUCAUUCCCCCUGCUGGCUACUUCUCCAAGGUGGCAGAGCAUAUUCAUAGAGCUGGAGGGCUCUUUGUCGCAGACGAGAUCCAGGUUGGGUUUGGCCGAGUAGGCAAGCACUUUUGGGCCUUCCAGCUGGAGGGGAAAAACUUUGCCCCUGACAUUGUCACCAUGGGCAAGUGCAUCGGCAAUGGUCACCCUGUUGCCUGCGUGGCCACUACCCAAGCCGUGUCAAGGGCAUUUGAAGCCACUGGUGUCGAAUACUUCAACACGUUUGGAGGCAACCCAGUGUCCUGUGCUGUGGGGCUGGCAGUCCUGGAUGUCUUGGAAACAGAACAGCUCCAGGCUCAUGCCAGUAAUGUGGGCAGUUUCCUAAUGGAGCACCUCAGCCAGCAGAAAGCCAAGCAUCCUAUUAUUGGGGAUGUCAGGGGCACUGGGCUCUUUAUCGGUGUGGAUCUGAUCAAAGAUGAGACCCUGAGGACACCAGCAACUGAAGAGGCAGAAUACUUGGUCUCCAGGCUGAAGGAGAACUACAUUUUACUGAGCACUGAUGGCCCUGGGAGGAAUGUCCUGAAGUUCAAGCCUCCAAUGUGCUUCAGCCUGGGCAAUGCACAACAUGUAGUAGCAAAACUGGAUGACAUUCUAACCGACAUGGAAGAAAAAGUAAGAAGUUGCAAAACAUUGAGGAUCCAGCCAAACUCGGUCAAGCACCCUCCAGAAGAUAUUCAUCCUACUCAAAUACCCUAACAGGACGGCAAACUGACCUCCAGGCUUUGUUGGAAGCCAUUGCCUGCCACCCUACUCUAAGCAUUGGUCCAUUGAGAUCAGCUUCACAUCUAAACCGGAACAGGACCCAAUCAGACUCACUUUUAUGCCUGAAAACUUUGAAGGGGAUAUAAAUGCUUCUAUUUAAUAGUGUAUGCUUCUAAAGACAGUCCUGACACA
Onychomys torridus (southern grasshopper mouse) is the source of this 1642-nucleotide messenger RNA. It is a transcript of the gene Phykpl, whose product is annotated as 5-phosphohydroxy-L-lysine phospho-lyase. The coding region runs from base 44 to 1444 and encodes 466 amino acids. Gene Ontology annotation, cellular component: mitochondrion. Gene Ontology annotation, molecular function: pyridoxal phosphate binding; transaminase activity. Lineage: Eukaryota; Metazoa; Chordata; Mammalia; Rodentia; Cricetidae. The transcript has 13 exons. The record is from RefSeq and is a predicted model, not a curated record.